Messenger RNA from Sorghum bicolor (sorghum), 549 nucleotides. RefSeq names its product protein FAM91A1-like. Bases 151 to 498 code for a protein of 115 amino acids. The transcript is spliced from 2 exons. The record is from RefSeq and is a predicted model, not a curated record. Lineage: Eukaryota; Viridiplantae; Streptophyta; Magnoliopsida; Poales; Poaceae.
CUCUCCACCGAGUGCGCCCGCCCCCCUCUCUCUCUCUCUCUCUCAUCAGAAUUGGGCGGGCUCCGAGACGGCCGCGCCGGUCGCAUUGCACGAUCGAGGAAAAAAAACAUUCAGGCCGGGAAGCAGGUAGGUCGAGAGGGGAGGAGGAGAAUGCAGCAGCAGAUGGCGGCGACGGUGGAGGAGCAGAUGAUGGUGAAGGCCAUCAGGGAGGAGUCGCCGUGGGAAGCCCUCCCCAAGCGCAUCCAGGCAGCGCUCGUCUCCAAGGAGGAAUGGCACCGCAGGAUUGUGGAUUAUUGUAUACGUAAAAGGUUGCCGUGGAGCUCCUGUUUUGCCCGAAAAAUAUGCAAAGAAGGAGAAUAUUAUGAGGAUCUGAUGCGCUAUCUCCGCAAAAAUCUUGCAGUAUGUUGUCCAUAUUUUUCUUCCUCCUUAAUUACUCAACAAUUUUAUGAUAACUUGCAGAGAAAAGAAAAGGAUGUAUCCUGUUUUGCUGACAUCUAGUUUAGAAGCUAGUUCUACCAGUAACUGACAAAUUUAUACUGAAAUAGCAGA